AUGUUGCUUAAAGGUCUUUCCGGUGUAUCUUCUGUUGAGGAUCCAAUUACGGAAGCUCCAAGGAUACGAACUCCUGCUCGAGCAAGAGUAGUCAGAAAAGAGUUACCCGCUCCCACAUCUACAACAAUCACAACAGUAGCCGCAAAUGUUCCAGAUUACAGUUUUUAUAUAAGGAUUAUCAUCUGUCUUCUGGGUGGAUUAUUGCUUCUAAAUACCUUGCUGCUAUUCCGUGUGAACAAUAUCGAGAGCCAGCCUACGUUGGGUGAUGAUGUCGCGCAAGUGUUACGAAGACUGGCCGAUCAAGGUAAAUCACACGAGCAAACGGUAGCUCUGGAAAAUCUCCUUGAAAAAGUCAAUCAGCUGGCCAGUGAACUACAAAAGCUGAAACAACAGAUCUCACAAAAACAAGAGCUCUAG
This is a messenger RNA of Strongylus vulgaris, 417 nucleotides long. NCBI's taxonomy places the organism in Eukaryota, Metazoa, Nematoda, Chromadorea, Rhabditida, Strongylidae. The record is from the annotation of a GenBank genome assembly.